Rotaria sordida is the source of this 2151-nucleotide messenger RNA. NCBI's taxonomy places the organism in Eukaryota, Metazoa, Rotifera, Eurotatoria, Philodinida, Philodinidae. The record is from the annotation of a GenBank genome assembly.
AUGGAAGCCUUAAUUCCUAUUCUCAAUAAACUUCAAGAUGUAUUCAAUACAGUUGGUUCUGAAAGUAUUCAAUUACCACAAAUAGUUGUUGUCGGCUCACAAAGUGCUGGUAAAAGUUCUGUAUUAGAAAAUCUUGUUGGACGAGAUUUUCUUCCACGUGGUGCCGGUAUUGUUACAAGACGUCCAUUAACUCUUCAACUUGUUUAUACACCACCAGAGGAUAAAGUUGUACAAUGUCAAAGUCUAGGAAUGUCUGUACCGGAUGAAAAUGAAUUUGCUAUAUUUACACAUAUUAAAAAUAAAAUUUAUACAGAUUUUAAUGAAAUUCGUCACGAAAUUGAAGCAGAAACAGAUCGACUUGGUGGAAAAAAAAAUAUUUCUCAUGAACCAAUAACAUUAAAAAUUUAUUCACCAAAAGUUGUUACACUUACAUUAGUCGAUUUACCUGGUUUAACAAAAGUACCUGUAGAAGAUCAACCAGCAGAUAUUGAAACACAAGUACGAAAUUUAAUAAUGCAUUAUAUAUCAAAUCCAAAUGCUAUUAUUCUUGCUAUAACACCAGCAAAUGUAGAUUUUUCAACAUCAGAAGCUGUUAAAUUUGCUAAAGAAGUUGAUCCUGAAGGAAGACGAACUUUAGCUGUUUUAACAAAACUUGAUUUAAUGGAUCGUGGAACAGAUGCAUAUGAUGUACUUUGUGGAAGAAUUAUUCCUGUUAAAUUAGGUAUUAUUGGUGUUGUUAAUCGAAGUCAAGAAGAUAUUCAUAAGAAAAAACCAAUUGAAGAAGCACUUCGUUAUGAAUCAGCUUUGCUUCAAAAGAAUUAUCCAUCAAUUGCUAGUCGAAAUGGAACACCAUUUCUUGCUAAAACAUUAAAUAGAUUAUUAAUGCAUCAUAUUCGAGAUUGUUUACCAGCAUUAAAAACACGUAUUAAUCAAAUGGUAUCUCAUUUUCAAACACUUGUUAAUUCAUUUGGUGAACCAAUUGAAGAUAAAGGUCGAUUAUUACUUCAAAUAAUAACAAAAUUUGCAUCAAGUUAUUGUGCUACAAUUGAAGGCACAGCAAAAAAUAUUGAAGUUUCAGAAUUAUGUGGUGGUGCACGAAUUUGUUAUAUAUUUCAUGAAACAUUUGCACGUGCUCUUGAAUCAAUUAAUCCAUUAGAUACUUUAACAACAUUUGAUAUACUUACAGCAAUACGAAAUGCAACUGGUCCAAGACCUGCUUUAUUCGUACCUGAAGUUUCAUUUGAACUGCUUGUUAAACGACAAAUCAAACGGUUAGAAGAUCCAGGUUUACGUUGUGUUGAACUCGUACAUGAAGAAUUACAACGAAUUAUACAACACUGUGGUGCUCAACAAGAAUUUAUUCGAUUUCCUCGUUUACAUGAAAAAAUUGUUGAUGUUGUUACACAUUUAUUACGUCGUCGUUUACCAGAAACAAAUCGAAUGGUUGAAAAUCUUGUCGGUAUUGAAUUAGCAUAUAUUAAUACAAAACAUCCAGAUUUUUAUGAAGCUGGACUUAUUCAUAAAGCAUUAACAGGUGGUGAUUAUAUUACAACAACCACAACAAAUCAAAAUCAACCACAACAUUCACAUAAUAAAUCUCAACGUGAUAUAUCUCGAGGAAAAGAAAAUCGAAGUAGUGAGGAAUCAACAUUGGGAAAAAUAACUUCAUAUAGUAGAGCAUUAGUUCAACAACAUCUAACCGAUGGUAAUGAUGAUGAAUCCAUAGUUAAUGGUGAUCAACCAUCACGAUCUAUGUCGAAUACUACUAAUAGUUCUCCAACAACAACAGCAAUAUCGAUGGUACCUAUUGGUGAUGGAACAACAAUCAAUGCUCGACAACUUUCACCACGUGAACAACGUGAUUGUGAAGUUAUUGAAAAAUUAAUUCGUUGUUAUUUUUUAAUUGUUCGUAAAAAUAUUCAAGAUAGUGUACCUAAAGCUAUCAUGCAUUUUCUUGUUAAUUAUGUAAAAGAUCAAUUACAAAGUGAACUUGUUGCAUCACUUUAUAAAACAGCAACACAUGAACAUGAUGAAUUACUUGAUGAAUCUGGUCAAAUUGCUCAAAGACGUAAAGAUGCACAAGAAAUGCUUGAAGCAUUACAUAAAGGAAAUCAAAUAAUAUCAGAAGUACGUGAAACACAUCUCUGGUAA